AUGACGCUAAGUGAUAAAUUCUUUAAACGUUGCGAAAAUUGCAAAAAAGCUCAUGUAGGUCAUAAGCAUAAAGAUGCUCAUCAGUGUAACUUUUGUGAUCAAGUAAGAUUAAGUGGUUAUGAAGUUAUUAAAAAGAAUGUUCGUA
This is a messenger RNA of Dentiscutata erythropus, 145 nucleotides long. Lineage: Eukaryota; Fungi; Glomeromycota; Glomeromycetes; Diversisporales; Gigasporaceae. The record is from the annotation of a GenBank genome assembly.